AUGUCUGCGCGGCUCAGAACGGUUGACGCCGAUGAUCAGGUGCAGCUUGCAAUCCUACAACACGAUUCUCGUCGUUUGCGAUAUGUACGCACUCUCAUUGGUGACACUUGGAGUCCGUUCACCACCACGUUCACGUCCUACCCAGUCCACCUGAGGACCCUUGUAGUCCGAGGAACGGACUUUGUCGCGACGAAGGAACGGAUCAACGAAGCUAUCAUUGCAUUCUCUGGUACCAUUACAACGUUCACAAUCCAGGAUUCCCUUCGAAUGUCCUACCAGGACUUUUGCGGAAUGCUUCAGUCUCUUGGUCAUUGUAAAUUGCUUCGAACGUUAACACUUCCCCGUCCUGCUAGGGAGCUCAAUGACCAUUCCUCUCCCCAACAACGCGCUGAUGGUGUUCAUGCUGCGAUUUCUGCGAUGACUCACACUGAAGAAGAAAAGGCGAAAGUGGUGUCCUUGCAGCUCAUCCCCUUAUCUCAUCGCCACGAUCCUCGAUAUACUGGUAAAGCCGCUCAUGCUCAAGAGUACGAAUGGUUGGACAGGUAUAAAUGCCCUUUCGACCUCAGCGAGCUUGAAACACUGGUUGUAGGUGCUGCUAGUGCUGCACAGAUCCUUUUUCCUUCAAUCUCGGAGAGCCUUACUAGGCUCGAGCUCUGUCUACCAUUUGACAACCGUACUGCUUGGACAGAAUACGGUAAAGUUUGCUGCCCAUAA
Messenger RNA from Lentinula edodes (shiitake mushroom), 714 nucleotides. RefSeq lists its product as uncharacterized. The record is from RefSeq and is a predicted model, not a curated record. The transcript has a single exon. NCBI's taxonomy places the organism in Eukaryota, Fungi, Basidiomycota, Agaricomycetes, Agaricales, Omphalotaceae. The coding region runs from base 1 to 714 and encodes 237 amino acids.